UGACGUUUCCUCAACAUAGAGUAUGAUCCCUUUUCGUUAAGGUUAUGUUGUUUGGGAGUUGAAAGAAGCAUGCACGUGUUGUUAGAACGUGUUUUGAGGGUCGUUUGCUAAGAAAAGAGUUUUAGUUAAUUUUGCUAUUGCUUUAUUGUACCUGCAUAAAGAUGAGUGACGAAGAAAGUGAAUCGUGCAAGUUUCAUGAAAUGGAGCUCGAUGACAGGAUCUUGAAAGCUAUUGCUAGACUUGGUUGGAUAACACCAACUUUAAUACAAGAAAAAGCUAUUCCUUUACUUAUUGAAGGUAAAGAUGUUCUCCUACGAGCUCGAACAGGUUCAGGUAAAACUGCUGCAUUUGUUAUACCUGUUAUACAAAAAAUUUUGAAUUCAAAGCAUACAAUGGCAGAACAAGCAGUCAAAGUUUUAUUAUUGGCUCCCAGCAAGGAAUUAUGUUCUCAAAUACACGCAGUUAUAGUUUCUUUGACUUGCAAGUGUUCACAAGAAGUUAAAUGCAUUGAUAUAUCCACAAAUACAGAUACCUUGGCUCAAAAGCCUCUAAUUAAUUCAAAACCUGAUAUAGUUAUUGCAACUCCUGCAAGAGCAUUAGCACAUCUGAAAGCCGGUACCUUGGAUCUAAAAAGUGGAUUAGAAGUACUUGUUGUAGAUGAAGCUGACUUAAUUUUUUCUUUUGGGUAUGAAUCUGACAUGAAAAAAAUACUAAGUUUUAUGCCUACAUUAUAUCAAGCUAUUUUGGCAUCGGCAACAUUAUCAGAUGAUGUUCAAUCUCUGAAAAAACUGGUCUUACAUAAUCCAGUUAUUUUGAAAUUGGAAGAAUCUGAUAUGGCUCCAAGUACUCAACUGACACAUUAUCAUUUAGCUGCUGAAGAGAUGGAGAAAGCUGCAAUAUUAUACUCUCUUUUGAAGUUAAAUUUAGUUCGAGGGAAGAGUAUCAUAUUUGUAAAUACUGUCGAUCGAUGUUAUAAAUUGAAAUUAUUUUUGGAGCAGUUUGCUAUUCCAAGUACAGUUUUAAACUCUGAGCUACCAUCUGCCAUAAGAUGCCAUUCUGUAAAUCAAUUUAACCAGGGUAUCUAUGAUAUUAUUAUUGCUUCAGAUGAAAAUGUUUUGGAAAAUCCUGAUGUUACUCCAUGCGAUCGUAAAUCAAAACGAAAGAAAGAUAAAGAAUCAGGCGUGGCUCGUGGAAUAGAUUUUCAUUAUGUUUCAAAUGUCAUAAACUUUGAUUUUCCAUUGUCAAUAAAUUCAUAUGUGCAUAGAGCUGGUAGAACGGCAAGAGGAAACAAUGAGGGAAGCGUGUUAUCUUUUGUUAGUAUCAGGGAGCGAGCACUUUUGAAUCAAGUGGAUGAGCAUUUAAAAUCUGAUACUACAGAUGAUUCAAUGAUCAAAGCAUAUCAAUUUAAAUUAGAGGAAGUUCAAGCCUUCCAAUACAGAGCUAAAGAUGCUUGGAAAGCUGUAACUAAAAUUGCUGUAAGGGAAGCAAGGUUGAAAGAAAUUAAAAAAGAAAUUUUCAGUUGUGAAAAACUCAAGAGUUACUUUGAAGAUAAUCCUCGUGAUUUACAAAUAUUAAGACAUGAUAAGGCUUUACAUACUGUUAAAGUACAACCACAUCUGGCAGAUGUUCCUGAAUAUAUAAUACCAGAAUCUUUAAAAAGAUUAUCUGGUAUAGCUAAGAAACCUAAAAAGAGAACUUGGCAAUCUGGAGGAUCAAAUACUAAAAAUCAGUCGAAAAAGGACAAUCCUUUGUUGGCAAUUGAACUUACAAAGUUCAAUAAGAAAAAAAAGAAAUGAUACAUGGAAAUAUUUUCAAAUGAUGGAUAUUUGAAUAAAUAAAUCUUGUAAUAUUAACAAGAAUAAAAAGCACUG
Messenger RNA from Ctenocephalides felis (cat flea), 1871 nucleotides. RefSeq names its product probable ATP-dependent RNA helicase DDX56 (gene Hlc). Gene Ontology annotation, molecular function: RNA helicase activity; nucleic acid binding; ATP binding. Gene Ontology annotation, cellular component: nucleolus. Lineage: Eukaryota; Metazoa; Arthropoda; Insecta; Siphonaptera; Pulicidae. The transcript has 10 exons. The record is from RefSeq and is a predicted model, not a curated record. The coding region runs from base 162 to 1796 and encodes 544 amino acids.